This is a messenger RNA of Uloborus diversus, 1083 nucleotides long. RefSeq lists its product as uncharacterized. The coding region runs from base 1 to 1083 and encodes 360 amino acids. NCBI's taxonomy places the organism in Eukaryota, Metazoa, Arthropoda, Arachnida, Araneae, Uloboridae. The record is from RefSeq and is a predicted model, not a curated record. The transcript is spliced from 3 exons.
AUGUUUCGGCAAAGAGUGCAUCCAGAAGAUAGGAACUGGCAAAGAGUUUUGUGGCGAGAAAAUUCAAAUGAACCUUUGCAAUCUUACAGAUUAGUAACGGUUACAUAUGGAACUGCGAGCGCCCCAUUUUUAUCUACAAGAGUAAUGAAACAGUUCGCAUUAGAUGAAAAGGACAACUUUCCCUUAGCAGUUGACGUUGUUAUUCGUGAUUUUUACGUUGACGACCUUCUUUCAGGAGCCCAAAUUGAAGAAACAGCCAAACUCGUGGCCAAACAAAUGUUUGAGAUGAUGUUGAAGGGAGAUUUUACGCUGAGAAAGUGGCUUUCAAGCGUGUCAAAUGUUUUAAAGGACAUUCCCGAAAAGUGUAGAGAAAAUAAUACUUCUGUAGAGAUCAAUUGUGACACAAGAGUUAAGGUUUUAGGAAUUCAGUGGCAGCCAUCUACAGAUACGUUUCAUUUCACUGAAUCCAUUGAUAUAGAGAAGCCAUGCACUAAGAGAAAUAUUCUUUCUGAGAUUGCCAAAAUUUUUGAUCCUAUGGGAUGGUUAGCACCUGUAAUUGUGUACGCCAAGAUCUUGAUUCAAGAGUUAUGGAGUUACGAUAUUGGUUGGGAUGAACCUAUUGAAAUUCAUGGAUUUUCUGAAGCUUCAGAGAAGGCAUAUUGUGCAGUGAUAUAUGUAAAAUCUUCCAGUGAUCAAAAAGUGCAAGUAAAUAUUUUAGCUGCAAAAACUAGAGUAGCACCUCUGAAGUCCCAGUCUCUUCCGCGGCUUGAGCUUUGUGCUGCUUUACUGUUAUCAAAUCUUUUACAAGUUGUUUAUUCGCGUGUCGCAUUGUCAUGGAUUAACUCUGAACCACGUCGCUGGCAACCAUUUGUUGCAAAUCGUGUAGCCAAAAUUCAAGAUGCCAAUCCUAGUGUUUCGUGGAAAUUCGUAGCUAGAGCACAGAAUCCAGCCGACUGUGGAACUAGAGGAAAACUACCAUCAGAGUUUUUGAGGAGUACAUUGUGGUUGCACGAACCUCAAUGGCUCAAACAAUCUAUUGAAAUUACUGAACCAAAGGUAGUCAUUGACUCAAAACUAAGUUAA